AUGGCUAAUGACAUCAUUUCCUUGCAGGCGGCAAAGGCAUGGGCGGCUGGGAAGGCGGGAUCCGGGUCCCCGGGAUCGUCCGGUGGCCCGGGGUGCUGCCCGCCGGCCGGGAGGUCCACGAGCCCACCAGCCUGAUGGACGUGUUCCCCACCGUGGUCCGGCUGGGGGGCGGCGAGACGCCCCAAGACAGGGUGAUAGACGGCCGGGACCUGCUGCCCUUGCUGCUGGGGACCGCCCAGCACUCGGACCACGAGUUCCUGAUGCAUUAUUGCGAGAAGUUUCUGCACGCGGCCCGGUGGCACCAGAGAGAAAGGGGCGCCAUAUGGAAGGUGCAUUACCAGACGCCCGUGUUCCACCCCAACGGCGCGGCCGCCUGCUAA
Molecule: messenger RNA, 380 nt
Organism: Myotis davidii
Lineage: Eukaryota; Metazoa; Chordata; Mammalia; Chiroptera; Vespertilionidae
Product: arylsulfatase E
Exons: 3
Coding region: 39-380 (113 amino acids)
Molecular function (GO): arylsulfatase activity
Source: RefSeq, a predicted model, not a curated record